Messenger RNA from Paramecium primaurelia, 192 nucleotides. The record is from the annotation of a GenBank genome assembly. Lineage: Eukaryota; Ciliophora; Oligohymenophorea; Peniculida; Parameciidae.
AUGUGGAAAAAUAAAGUUCUGCACAUAUCUAAUGUAAUAAAUUUAAUUUCGAACUUUUAUUUAGUGUUUUUGUUAUAAAUGUCACUGCAUUAUCUAAAUAAUUAUAGUAAAAAGUUUAUAUAUAGAACAAAUAUUGAAGCUGCAAAAGAAGUAGUUAAAAUACUUCUUAGAUUAUCAAUUCGAUUAUAAUGA